Molecule: messenger RNA, 1370 nt
Organism: Phytophthora nicotianae INRA-310
Lineage: Eukaryota; Oomycota; Peronosporomycetes; Peronosporales; Peronosporaceae
Exons: 2
Coding region: 73-1188 (371 amino acids)
Molecular function (GO): phosphatase activity
Source: RefSeq, a predicted model, not a curated record
AUCCAAUUGGCGCCGAAGAGCUCAAGUCACCGGAAGAACGCUAUACACACACUGUAAUCACAACCGUCCGACAUGGUGUGCUCGACAUCAACGUUGAUGGCGAGCGUCAUCUCGGCGGCACUCGCAGGUGCCGCGAUCGGCCUUGUACUAGGUGCGCAACGCAUCUCCACGUGCCCCAAGGAAGGCUCGCACCAUGGCAUGAUGCGGCGCUUCACCUGUCUGCUGUGCCGCAAGAAGAAGAAGGGCUUCCCAAAGCGCCUGAUCCUGGUGCGCCACGGCGAGUCCGAGGGCAACAUCGACCCGCUACUGUAUGGCCGCGUGCCCGACAAUGCUAUGCACCUCACGGAACUCGGCUACGAGCAGGCGGUGGCGGCUGGCAAGUCCAUCAAGAAGAUCGUCGGGAAUGAGACCAUGCGCUUCAUUGUGUCGCCAUACGUGCGCACGAUCGAGACGUUCUGCGGCAUCCUGAAGGCUUGGGGCUUCGAGGGCAAGUCGAUCCCAUGGUCCGAGGAACCCCGUAUCCGUGAGCAGGACUUUGGCAAUUUCCAGGAACCCAUGAAAAUCCGCGAGUGCAAAGCGCAGCGACGGCGAUUCGGCUCUUUUUUCUACAGGUUCCCGAGUGGAGAAUCGCCUGCCGACGUGUAUGAUCGCGUGUCGAGCUUCCUGGAGUCGCUCUACCGCAUGUUCGAGAAAUCGUCAGAGGAGAACUACGUAUUGGUGACACAUGGCGUGGCUAUCCGCGUAAUUUUGACGCGCUAUUUCAAGUAUCGUAUCAGCGAGUUCGAGCUGCUCCAGAACUUCCACAAUGGCGAGUUCGUCGUGCUCGAAUUUAACGAGUGUCAAGGCAAGUUCAUGCUCAAGACGAUUGUGUCCAACCACGUGCAGAUCCACGAGGACGGCAGCGUGUCCGUCGAGACGGAUGAGACCGCGCAGCUGCGGAUUCACCCGAGCGACACCAUGUCGUCCAUACCGAGACCGUACUUGACAUCUCCGAUCAACCACUUCCGACACCCCCCGCCCCCGUCUCCACCUACGUCCAGUACGAUGUCGUCGCCUCGACACGAGAAUGGAGAGAUGUUCCCGUCGUCACCCACGUCGUCCAGCACGUCCAAAUCUGUCGAUUACUCCUCGCACAUGCGUCCUCCGCCGAUCACCGUCAACGAACCCAUGCAGCGUGGUAUGCAGUGAUCAGAAAUUAGGACGAAAAUAAGGGAUGUAUUUAUGCAAGCGAUGUUUAUUCCCCCAGAAUGCUUAGAAAACCAAAACUACUUGACUUCGUUAAGAAAUCGAAACUCCAGAUAUAGUAGCCUAUGAUAAAACAUCUCUCCAAUUACAUCAUUCGAUUAUCUAGUUUUGCCACGUGUAGACCG